Messenger RNA from Hemicordylus capensis (graceful crag lizard), 3603 nucleotides. RefSeq names its product cytochrome b5. The transcript is spliced from 5 exons. Gene Ontology annotation, cellular component: mitochondrial outer membrane; intracellular membrane-bounded organelle. The record is from RefSeq and is a predicted model, not a curated record. The coding region runs from base 170 to 604 and encodes 144 amino acids. Lineage: Eukaryota; Metazoa; Chordata; Lepidosauria; Squamata; Cordylidae. Gene Ontology annotation, molecular function: heme binding.
UGAUAGGCGGGGGGGGGGGAGCUUCGGCUAACCGUCCAAUCAGCGCUUGCGCGAGAGGCUAGAGACCUUCUGGGUCAAAGGGGCAAGUUCCGAGAUUCCCCGCUUCGUGGUCUAAGGUCUGGUUUGGAGUUGAGCAGCUGGGCAAGGAGAAGGCGAGAGCGAAGCGGCGAUGUCGAAGCCCAGCAGCGACGGUGACAAGAAAGAGUGCGGGAAAGAGCCGUGGCGGGGUCGCUACUACACUCUCGAGGAGAUCCAGAAGCAGAAUCACAGCCAGAGUACUUGGAUCAUCCUGCACCAUCGCGUGUAUGACCUCACCAAGUUUCUGGAGGAGCACCCAGGUGGUGAGGAAGUCCUAAGGGAGCAAGCGGGAGGAGAUGCUACAGAAAACUUUGAAGAUGUUGGCCAUUCUACAGAUGCUCGGGCGUUGUCGGAAACAUUCAUUAUAGGGGAACUUCAUCCAGAUGACUGGGGGAAAAUUGAGAAACCUUCGGACCCUUAUAUUACCACUUUGGAGUCUAGUUCCAGUUCAUGGACCAACUGGGUGAUUCCAGCAAUAGCAGCAAUUAUUGUGGCCCUCAUGUACCGUUUCUACAUGGCUGAAUAAGCAUCCUAUUGAGAAGAAAUAAUAGGAGAGACUGUUUUGGGAAGAGAACCAAAAAUGCAUUCUAAUCUUCUUCAUGUCAAGGCAACAUCUGAAAACAACUUUAAAAAUCCAUCUGCUUUUUCGCCCCAGAAAGCCAAAUUAAGGCUUCUUCAGCAGUGCACUUUCAAUUCUGCCUUUUACUCAACUGUUUCUAAAUGCUAAAAGUGUAAAAGUUCAUCUUUUUAUAACACAAUGUUGAUCAUUUAACCCGAUGAGAUUACUAUGCUGCUCUUAAAAUUAAGUACACUGCUGCUGCCUACAUACUAGUAGAGAUAUAAAUAACACUACUCCAGUACUUAAGGCUUGUUAGAUUUCUGGGGUUUCUUAGUUCUUUGGACUUCUCUUGUGAAACCAACUGGCAUGAGGUUGUGUCUAUGCAAAUUCCUUCUGAAUAUUUGCCAUCUUUGCCUUCAAUCUAGAGUUAUGUCAUAUGAUUUUCUUUCUUUCUACCUAAUUCCUGUUUUCUUUGAUAUAAUUGUAUCUCUUCUCCUAAAAAAAGAAAGGGAGCUUUCAGUAUGGGAAUUAAAGAAGUUAGAUGUUUGUACAAUAACAUACUGGUGUGUAUCCAGAAAUCCCAGUGUGUAAGCAGAAGACAUUCCCAGUCCACACAACUGCAAGUUUUUCAGGCUGAGGGGCCAUCCAGAAGAGCAUUCUAAGUUGGAGGUUAGGCAGUUACUAUCCUUCCUGCCAUGGGUACUGAAGAGAAAAUGCCUUCUGCAUGCACAGUAGGAUCUUAGAAUCAAAGCCACUAACGUCUGGUAGCUUAGUUUAUAUACAUAUUGGCCUGUCUCUAGACUGAAAUUUCAGACAAGUUAUUGCAGAGAACUCUCUGCUUGGAAUUAUGUGAGGGGACAAGAAACCCAGGUCUGAGACUUCCAUUAUCUUGAGUAAAUUUCUUAAGUGAAAUGGGUAUGACUAUUUUAAUCAGAGUACCUAUAUGUGUGCAGCUCUUAACAUUUGCAUACUUUUAUUCACCUCAGGUUUCUUUGAGGCCUACCUGUCUCACAAAAUAUACCAAGUAAAAAAUAAGUGAGCUUGCAGUGUCUGUUUACUGAUUGUGCCCUUUUGAUGAAAUAAGGGAAAGUUUAAGGGCGGGGAGGAAGGUACUUGGCCCAUUGGUUCUACUUAUCUCUAUGUGUGAUGUCACUUGCUAAUGAAUAAACUCAAAUGUUUACUGUAUCUUGUGGCUGCGGCCUGUUUGACUAAGCUGUAGAGUCCAUUUAUCACAGGCUUAGUUGAUAUUGAUGGGGUGUUCCUAAAAUGGAAUAGGAGUUUGACUUGCAGAGGUUGGGGAGAAAAAAACCACACAAGAAGCUGCAACAACUUGUAAAUUCCACAUACAGUUGUUAAAAUUUGUAAAUAAAGGAUCACUUCCCUUAGAUAAUAUAAAUGUUCUUAUUUUGUGAUGCCAUCUGUGCUUAUUCUACUACAGGACCGACACUUGCAGCUCCUUUUAUGUGUUAGUCUGGAUGGUGUCCAGUAUUUCUUAAGUAAUGACUAACUUGUCACAUUUAUUUUCAAUGGUGCUUAGUCAGGACAACUCUGGAUGCUGCCCAGUCUGAUUAACCUAAGCAAACCAUGGCUUGGAGUCGUUUUUUUACUUCUACAAAAGUUAAAAUAGUAACCAGUUGUCAGCUUUUCCUUCAUACAAUAUAAAGCAGCCAGUAUUCUGCAAAACUAAUGAUUUAAUGGCAAUUCCUGUACAACUGCCGAAUAAUGAGUUGCUAUUGUGUAGACACAGUAAGUAAAGUAGGGAGACCUCCAGUGGUAUAUUCUGCUAACUGUAAUGCUCUUGUGCAAAUGGAAUGCUGUUAUACAAGGAAAGUAGCCUCUGUUUCAGAAUAGUUCUUGCCCUAGCAGAAGAUAUUGUGCAACAUGUUGCAGGACCACUUCCACAAGUUCUUCGACUACUGGCAGUUGUACCAUGUUGAAUGGUAUGGUGUGGAUUUUUAGUAUCUGCCAUGGUUAAAGUUCAUCCUGCAAGUGACCGUGGCCCAAUCUUACCUGCAAAUGACCCAAUCUUACCAAAGUACCCUAAUCAAACAAUUUCUAUUAAUUGGGGGAUUAAUAUUAAUAUGAAGUAGCUCAUGCUGUUAGACUACCAAUAAUAGUUCCAUCUGGCAAAAGUCUUUUGGGGCCUAUUUGCAGAUAGCAAAGAUUUCCUGACACCUCCCACCACUAGUGCUUUAUUAAGUUUUUGUUUACUUGAGUGAAUUCUCCCAAUUCAUCUUUUCAAACAAGUGUUUGCCUGAGCUACCAAUUCUAGAAUUCAGUAAGUUGGUUGCGACAUCUUUUUUCUUUCUUUCUGUGGAAGGGUUCAGACAACGUACAAAAAGCCAAACCUUCAGUUUCUGGAGUUGAGCAGGAGCCAGGCUUCUGGUGGGGCAAGGAAUGCCAGCAUUGGUCAUGUCGAGUGAAUGCUGCCAAUGUCUGCAUAUUCUGCUCAGCUUUUGGUUCAGGACCUGGGAUCUAACCAAGAGUUGAAGUCUGGUACAGAUGGGUUUGGAACCAAAAGUUGCACAGAAUAUGCAGCAUUUGCGGUUUGCACAGUUCAUGUUGGCAUAUAUACCCACCAACCACCGGAAGUCAGGUUUACUGACUUGUUUGUGUAUCAUCUGAAUCUGCCAUCUAAUUCAACAGGAAACUAUGUAGCACAACAAAGUAUGCAAGAAAACAUGGGAACCAACUGUGAAGCUAGCCUGAUUAUAAUGGAAUGUUGUCAGGAAAUUAUUUUCCAACAUGAAUCGAACAUUGAAACCCAAACUGAUCCUAUUCCAUGUGCUCCUGGAUUUGUUUACCUUUCAAACAUUGUUUUGACUGCUAAAGCCACUACUUGUAUUCUCUUUCAUUCCAGAGAAGAGAUCUAAUGUUGUGAAGGUGUUGAAUAUUUUCAAAUCAAAUUAAGCUUGUGCUUUAAUUUUCAGUUGUAAAAGCUGAUGAAAUAAAAACUUGGUAAUUCA